AGUGUGUCUGUGAAUCUCACGCACACAUUCCGAUGCUUUCCGCUGUGUCUGCACAGCGCUGCUCUCUCCCAUUUCCAUUUCCAUUACUGCCUCUGCCUGGGCCUGCUUUUCCACUCCCGAUUUCGGCAUUUCCCUUUGUUUCUUAGUCCUUCGCCUAAAAAAGCCUUUCUUUCAAGUUUCAACACUCGAUUCUGCUGCGUGCCUGCCUUAAUUCUUUGAUUUUGCCAAGGUGGAAAGUGGGAAGGAAAGGAGGAAGUAGGGAACUGGUUGCUUACAAUCUUCGGGAUUUGACAUCUAGGGUUUCUUAAUUGGGGGGUUUUUAGUUAUGAUUCUUAUUUUUAAUAGGAUCUAUGAACUUGUCUUGUUGGAAGGGAGUUGAUUUCUUGAAUAUUGGUUUAUUGUGAGACGCCAUUGUUGUGCAGGUUAUAUAUAUAUAUAUAAAUUAUACAGAGUAUUUGAUUUUACGUAUGAACAAGGGAUGGGAAUAAGUAAUUCAAAAGCUGAGAGGAGCACUGCUCUGAAACUGUGCAAGGAAAGGAAACGAUUUAUUAAGCAGGCCAUAGAUUCAAGAUAUGCUUUAGCGGCUGCACAUGUUUCAUAUGUCCAGUCUCUUAGAAACAUAGGCAUCGGCCUUAGGAGAUAUGCAGAGGCUGAAGUUUUGGUGGAGGCCUCUCAAUCGGCUUCGGCUACUGAACUCGACAAAACUCCAUCCCACUCUUCAUAUCCAUCUCCCUCGCCAUCUCACCUCGGCGCUGUUUCCGAUUCACCAAUGUUAAAUGGGAGCCCUCUUUCCCCAUCCACUGCUAGAGUUAGUUAUAUGAAAUCAGGUAGGACUAGUGCUUUGACAGUGAGAAUGAGUCCUAUGCCGAGGAAUUUGUAUGUGGAAGAAGGUGAAUUUUCGAUGCCUCCGCCUCCUCCUCCACCACCCGAGCCGGGAUCUUCUUGGGAUUACUUUGAUCCUGCUGAUGAGAGCUUUAGGUUUGUUGGCCAAAAUACAUCAGAUCAGAAUGUUGAUGAUGCAAAAAUGUAUGGGAAUUUUGGUAAGGCUGAGAUUGGUUUAAGCAAAACCAGUGGUCCUAGUGAAGGGUUUGUCACUCCCAAAUCAGAGUCUCCUUCAUAUGGACGUGAUAAAUUAGUUGGGAACAAUGUCAAUUCUUCUGAGAAAGAAAAGCUUGAAAAUGAGGCUCAAGAAAGAGUUGAGGAAGAAGUGACUGAUAUUACAUCUAAGAAGGGGGUGAAUGGAUCGACAGAGAAUAAGACAGGGAAGGCUUUGGCAGGACUAAGGAAAAAUGUAUCUUCUGCCGAGAAUGGUAUACAUGCUGAAAGGGAGGAUCCGUCUGAGUUCAUUACACACAGGGCAAAAGAUUUUCUUUCUAGCAUGAAAGACAUUGAUAAUCGCUUCUUUAGAGCAUCAGAGUCAGGGAAGGAAGUUUCAAGAAUGCUUGAGUCUUGCAAAAUCCAUGUAGGGUAUGCUGAGGCUAGAGGCGGGUCGCCAGCCUCGCUGUAUUUGUCCUCUUUCAGAGCAUCUUGUUGCCAACGUGCAAAGGCAAAUGUAUCUGAUGAUCAUCUUGUUACAAAGGUUAUCACUUGGAAAAGGACAUCAUCAUCAAGAUCUUCUUCAUCUAGAAACCCUCUCAAUGCAAGAGAGGAUAAUGAUGACAGUGGAAGUGACUUUAUUGAUGAGUUCUGUAUGAUAUCUGGAAGCCAUUCUUCUACGCUGGAGAGAUUGUACGCGUGGGAGAGGAAGUUGUACGAUGAAGUGAAGGCCAGUGAGUCUAUACAGAAGGAAUAUGAUCGUAAAUGCAACCAGCUUCGUCAUCAAUUUGCCAAGGACCUUAGCCCUCAAGUAAUUGACAAAACUCGGGCUUCUGUUAAAGAUCUACAUUCUCGAAUCCGAGUAGCUCUCCAUGCUGUUGAUUCCAUAUCCAAGCGAAUUGAGAAAAUGAGGGAUGAAGAACUCCUGCCUCAAAUCCUAGAACUCAUUCAGGGACUGACUCGGAUGUGGAAAGCGAUGCUCGAAUGCCACCACUCCCAGUACAUCACCAUCUCAUUGGCGUACCAUUCAAAGAGUAACACUAUCUUACCGCCCGGAGAAACACAGCGCCAGAUCAUCAACCAUCUCCAGGAUGAGGUGGAGUAUUUCGGGCUGAGUUUCACCGACUGGAUCAACAGCUACACCUCUUACGUCGAAGCUCUAAAUAGCUGGCUCCAGAACUGCAUCUUGCAGCCGCGGGAGCGACACAAGAACAAACGGGCAUUCUCUCCACGGCGCUACGUUGCGCCCCCAAUAUUUGUCCUCUGCCGGGAAUGGUCAUCCGGGAUAAAGUCACUGCCGUCUCAAGAAGUUAGCGACGCAAUCAAAGCUUUUCUGUCGGACUUGCGUCAUUCUGUGAGGAACCACCAAGCGGAAGAAACAAUCCGCAAGACGGAAACAAUGACAGCAACAAAGAUUGAUUCGGAGGAAAAUGACGAAAAUGUUGAAGAGGAGGGGAAGAAUGAGGAGGUGGAAUCGAAUGUGAGCUGCAUUCAGGGAAGCUUGACUAGGGUUCUUGACAGGCUGACAAAAUUCUCAGAGGCUUCUGUGAAAAUGUGUGAAGAGAUGAGGCAGAAAUGUGAUUUGGCCAGAAAUGCUUAUGAGAAUUACAGUGCCCCGGCACCAAGAGCCUUCAGCAUUUGAAGUUGAAGUUUUAUUGACUAUCGAAAUCUUGAAAUGAAAAUAAAUUGAACUUUGGAUGAA
Molecule: messenger RNA, 2737 nt
Organism: Andrographis paniculata
Lineage: Eukaryota; Viridiplantae; Streptophyta; Magnoliopsida; Lamiales; Acanthaceae
Product: protein ALTERED PHOSPHATE STARVATION RESPONSE 1
Exons: 6
Coding region: 479-2677 (732 amino acids)
Source: RefSeq, a predicted model, not a curated record